AUACAUACAUACGUACAAAAUAUUGUAUAUAUUGACGUAAGCAACAAUCACCCCUGCCCGUUAUUGAAGUGAGCCCUUCACAUCCUUAAUUCAAUACUUAAUUCACAACGAGUAAUUUUGCCGUAUGCAUUAGCGACGUUCUAGAGUUCUAGCAGCUCUCACCACGAAACGCCAUGCCCACGGCAUGCAGAGAGGCCGCGCACUCGUCUCAGAGCGCCGUCUGGUGGUUGAGGCCAAAAACUGCAUGUCACCCUAGAACAGUAGAGGCCACCAGUCAAAACAGGAAAGCUGCGCCAGUUGUUCGUUAACCACAAACCGAAUAGUACAACAACAUCCAGUGGUAGCCAAUCGUAGAAAACUGCGAAGGGUAACAUUUUCGCGCCAUUGACACUCUCACUGAAACGUAUUCACUUACGCGCGGAGGAAGAAGUCCGUCGUUUUGUCUACCGUUGUACCUGCGUACUGUGGACUUCUCGCAGCAAUCCGCGCCCUAGCACUUCAGCGUUCGGUAAAAGUGGAGGGGAGUUGUCACAGCACACCAGAAGCUCAGCCAUUGACUGGAAGCCAAGCCUAGUUGAUUCUAGCCGACGAGCUAGCCUCUCCGUGAGAACAACGUUAGCUUAUACCACCGACAUUUGCCUAUAAGCCUUUCUUGGUCAGCGACGCUUCUUGGUAGGAUUAUUUACAGGCGUAACCGUCUGAGGUCAGUGACGACAUCUCUACGUAGACAUUAACUCAGGCGAUCCAUUCGAAUAAUAAUAGCAACAGUAGUAUUGGCAAUAAUAGUAGUUUCUUCUUUAUGCCGACAGUACGGAACUAAGUAGGUUAGCGCUGAAGACUCGGUGCUAAUGGAAAAUUUACAACGGAUUAAAAGGAAACAUCAGUUUUAACAGUGGGAUGGUGAAUAUCAUCAAAAAAACAAACAGAAUUUACAACGAGACACGUAAAAUAAAGCCAUCCUUACCGGAUUAUGUCAUCUGUCAGUCUUGACUCUUGUUGAUGCCGUCUAUGCCUUUUGAGAAGAUGGGAGAUAAAGUAGUUCCCAAGAUUGAUGUCCUGCUGGAGAGGGACGGAUACUUGAGGAUGCACGAAAAAGAAAUCCAACGCAGGUAUAAAUGUUUCUUGGAAAAAAAGCAGUGGAUUGAUCAGGAAGGCGGUUAUAGGAGAUUUUGCUCGUCUUAUAAGGAGUAUGGCUUUCACAUUGAGUCGGAUGGCUCCCUGCGUGGUAACGAAUGGGCGCCAUGCGCUAAGACCUUAUAUCUCAAGGGUGAAUUCAACAAUUGGAACCAGACUUCACACCCAUUCGAGAGUGCAGGUUUUGGGAAAUGGAAAAUCCACGUCAAGUCUAAGGAUGGCAGGCCCGUUGUGAAGCAUCUUGACAAGCUAAAAAUAGUCGUCCGCACGUUUGAGGAUGAAUUAACCGAUCGCAAUUCACCAUGGGCAACUUAUGUUCUUCAAGAUGAAGGUAGCCAUGCUUAUCAUCAUCGGAUCUACAAUCCGGACAAAAAGUACGAAUUUAAGCAUCCGCGACCCCCUGCCGGUAGCUCAGCCCUACGAAUCUAUGAAGCGCACAUCGGAGUUGCUUCGCCUGAAUAUAAGGUGGCUUCGUACAACGAAUUUCGCCUCAAUACACUACCUCACAUUGAGCGUCAGGGCUACAACACGAUUCAGUUGAUGGCUAUUAUGGAGCACGCAUAUUACGCUAGUUUCGGCUAUCAGGUGACAGCCUUCUUUGCUACCUCAUCACGUUAUGGUACCCCGUGUGAACUGAAAGAGCUUAUUGACGAGGCCCACAAACGCGGAAUAAAAGUUCUCCUAGAUGUUGUGCAUUCUCACGCGUCCAAGAACGUCAUGGAUGGACUUAACCAGUUCGAUGGCACCGACGCAUGCUAUUUUCAUGAUGGCGGACGGGGUUUCCACGAUCAGUGGAACAGUCGACUUUUCGACUACAAUCAGCCCGAGGUGCUACGAUUCCUGCUCUCAAAUCUUUACUACUAUAUAAACGAAUUCCAAUUUGACGGGUUUCGCUUUGAUGGCGUUACGUCAAUGUUGUAUCAUGACCACGGAAUGGGAACUGGUUUUUCAGGAGACUACAACGAGUACUUCGGGAUAAACACCGAUACGGAAUCGCUGACCUACCUUCAGCUGGCUAACGAUAUGAUUCAUCAACUUUUUCCGGAUGCAAUCACAAUUGCGGAAGAUGUUUCCGGGAUGCCGGCUCUUUGUCGACCAGUCGCCGAAGGUGGGAUCGGGUUCGAUUACCGGUUAGCAAUGGCGAUUCCCGACAUGUGGAUCAAAAUUCUCAAGCACCAAAAGGACGAAGAUUGGAAUAUGGGCGAUAUUGUCCAUACGCUUACCAACCGGCGAUGGUGUGAAAAUACGAUUGCCUAUUGCGAGUCCCACGACCAGGCCUUGGUUGGUGAUAAAACGUUAGCGUUUUGGCUGAUGGAUAAAGAAAUGUACACUAAUAUGAGUAUUCUUACUCCACUCACACCAAUUAUCGAUAGAGGUAUUCAACUCCACAAAUUGAUCCGAUUUAUUACGCAAUCACUUGGUGGCGAGGGGUGGCUAAACUUCAUGGGCAAUGAGUUCGGUCAUCCGGAGUGGCUCGACUUUCCCCGUCAGGAAAACGGGUGGUCAUACCAUUACGCGCGAAGGCAGUUCAAUCUCAUCGAAGACAGGAACUUGAGAUAUCAGUUCUUGAACAAUUGGGACCGGGCUCUCAACGAGUUGGACGAUCGUUACAGUUUUAUCAAAGCGCAUCCUGGCUAUGUUAGUUGUAAGCACGAAGGAGACAAGGUGAUCGCGUACGAACGUGCAGGCUUACUGUUCGUGGUUAACUUCCACCCAGGCCAGUCGUUUCCAGGAUAUCGCCUUGGAAUCCAGGAGCCGGGAAUUUAUCGCAUCGUGUUAUCCAGCGACGAUACGGCCUUCCUGGGCCAUGAACGUCUCGAUAAAAAUGCGGAGUAUCAUACGAAGCCUCACCCAUGGGCUAAUCGUGCAAACUCGAUCGAAGUGUACAUUCCGUCACGCUGUGCCCUCGUCUUCGCUAAAGCUUAAUCCAGCAAGUGGAUCUUCCUCGUCACUGAAAACUGCAAGCACGUGGUUUUCUUCUAUUCCAAAGAGUACCAAGGACCAAAUUGGGUAGAUUUAUUGAAAUGCAGUCAUCCCUACGCCAGUAAUAUUAUUGUAAUUGCCUUAAGUAAAACGAUACAUUCAUGUAGCAAUAAAAGUCCCUGGUGCAAACGAUGACUGCUAACUUGUUUGAACUCCGAAAACAACAUAGAGAAUAUCUUAUACGACUACCUGCAGUUGCACCAAACGUGUGUGCAACAGCUAUGAGGUGUUUUGCGGUCUAUGCACAAACAAGUAAACACACGUCUGCGGUCCAUGCAAAUGAAAAAUAGACAGUGCAAUUUUGACCUAACCGAACAUAAGAUGCAACAAAUAUUUAGAGCGUAAUAAAAUUCUUUUGUUUUGUUGCGAGCAUUUAAUAAACGAAAAAAAAAGGAAAAAUGGUUGUAUUUUAACUCACGAAGUAUUUUAUUUAACGUGUCCGUGUUUAUUCCAAUGUUAUGUAUUCGCUAAAGGAACUUCUUCGACGCACUUGCGGGAUUGAUAGGCUUGUAAAC
This is a messenger RNA of Varroa destructor (honeybee mite), 3632 nucleotides long. RefSeq names its product 1,4-alpha-glucan-branching enzyme (gene AGBE). NCBI's taxonomy places the organism in Eukaryota, Metazoa, Arthropoda, Arachnida, Mesostigmata, Varroidae. Gene Ontology annotation, molecular function: hydrolase activity, hydrolyzing O-glycosyl compounds; cation binding; 1,4-alpha-glucan branching enzyme activity. The record is from RefSeq and is a predicted model, not a curated record. Gene Ontology annotation, cellular component: cytoplasm. Gene Ontology annotation, biological process: glycogen biosynthetic process.